AUGGAAAGAGGUAACAUGAGUUUUCCGAACACUUUUGUCCUGUUGUGCUUCUCAGAGUUUCCCUGGCUGGAGAGGCCCCUUUUUGCAGUGGUCCUGGUCUCCUACAUCCUCACCCUAAUGGGCAACAGCUCCAUCAUCUUCCUCUCCCUGGUGGAGCCCAGACUCCAGACACCCAUGUACUUCUUCCUGGACAACCUCUCUCUGCUGGACCUCAGUGUGACCUGCGCCAUUGUGCCCCAGCUGCUGACCAACUUGUGGAGACCAGACAAGACCAUUGCUGCCUGGGGAUGUAUCACACAGGUCUAUAUUUUCAGCUGGACAUCUUGCACUGAAUGCAUCCUACUGGCUAUGAUGGCCAUUGAUCGCUAUGUGGCCAUCUGCUGGCCCCUCCAGUACACACUCUUCAUGCGACCCUUGGUGUGUGUGCAGAUGACAGCUGCCUCCUGGUCCAGUGGCCUGGCCAAUGCUCUGAUCCAAGCCACUGUCACUCUCCAUCUCCCCCUUUGUGGUCACCACACCCUGGACCACUUCUUCUGUGAGAUACCUGUGUUCCUCAAGCUGGCCUGUGGGGACACCUCUGUUCAUGAGCUGGCCCUGGCUUUAGGAUCCAUCCCUUUUCUAAUGGUGGCUCCCCUCAUGGUGGUCAUCUCCUACAUACUCAUUGCUCAGGCUGUACUGAAGUUUCCUUCAGCUGAAGGAAGGCGCAAGGCACUCAGCACCUGCAUUUCCCACUUGCUGGUGGUCACACUAUAUUAUGGACCAGGCAUCUUCAUGUACUUUCAGCCUCUUAGCAAAAGUUCCCAGACCAAGUUCCUUUCCUUAUUUUACUGUGCUAUCACCCCACUGCUCAACCCACUCAUCUACACUCUGAGAAAUAAGGAUGUGAAGACAGCAUGGGAGAGGAUCCUGCAGGUGAAGUCUUUAGAAGCCAGGUGA
Messenger RNA from Fukomys damarensis (Damara mole-rat), 936 nucleotides. Its product is annotated as olfactory receptor 2G3. Gene Ontology annotation, biological process: G protein-coupled receptor signaling pathway. Gene Ontology annotation, cellular component: membrane. Bases 1 to 936 code for a protein of 311 amino acids. The transcript has a single exon. Gene Ontology annotation, molecular function: olfactory receptor activity; G protein-coupled receptor activity. Lineage: Eukaryota; Metazoa; Chordata; Mammalia; Rodentia; Bathyergidae. The record is from RefSeq and is a predicted model, not a curated record.